This is a messenger RNA of Rotaria sp. Silwood2, 621 nucleotides long. The record is from the annotation of a GenBank genome assembly. Lineage: Eukaryota; Metazoa; Rotifera; Eurotatoria; Philodinida; Philodinidae.
AUGUUAUUAUGCUUAGCAAAUAUUGGUUCAACUAUGGCUGAUGCAUUUCGUUUUAUUUAUUGUAAUGUAUGUUGUUCAUAUUGCAAUAUGAUAAAAAAACGUCGCAAUCUUCGUGCAUUACAAUCUGUUGAAUUAUCACACAAUACAUCACCAUCACUUUCAUCAUCUCCAAUAGUGACAACAUUAGCACCAAAUAAUCUUCCAAUAGUAUCUUCAAAUAAUAUUGAAAAUAAACCAUCAACAAAUGUUGUUGAAUUUGUUGAUAAUUUUAUUAUUGAUUAUCGUAAAACAACAAUACCUAUUAGUAUUACGUUAUCAUUAUUGACAUCAUAUUUAAUACUGGGAGCUGUACUUUUUAGUGAAUGGGAAAAUUGGAAGUUUUUAGAUGGAGCUUAUUUUUGUUUUGUUACACUUGCAACAAUUGGUUUAGGUGAUUUUGUGCCAGGAAAAUCAAUAACAUCAACGCAAGUUGAAGGUAAACUUGUUAUAUGUGCUCUCUAUGUAUUAUUUGGUUUAUCAUUAAUGGCAAUGUGUUUUAAUUUAAUGCAAGAAGAAGUACGAGCUAAAUUUCGACGAUUAGGAAAUAAACUUGGAAUUAUUGAUGAUCCAAAUUUUUGGUAA